AUGGAGUCUUCCACCAACGUCGUCCACAACGACGUCAAGGACGCCAACGACGCUCCGAAAGACGCGCUUAACGAGCCUAGCAACGACCAAGAGCCUUCGGCUUCCACUACUCUCAGUACUUCCAACCCUCGAACCCGUCCAGCUGAGGAAUCCAAUUUCCCAGAGUCUCCACAUGUUAACGGAAAGGAAAAGACGUCGGAGAUUCAGCAGAAGCCUCUUCAGAAGCCCUCUGCUUUCUCCAGAUUUGUUCGGAAGCUCAUACCCUGCAUACCCUGCAUACCCUCUUCCCCUCGUUCUCAAACUAUUGAGAUUGAUACUCCUACUCCAGCUCCCAUAGCUCCGUCAGAAAAUGAUUUAACUGGAAUUGUUAAAACUCCGGAAAGAGACACGUCAGAAGCACCACAGUCGGCCAGGGACGAAUCUCCGGCCCAACGCCCAAGUGCAGCACCAUCAGACUCGCUUCCUCCACUGACAAUACCCGCUCCUUCCUCGGACACUGAGGUAAUUGUGCCCACGACACCGACCAACCAACUUCUUCCCAUUUCCGAGACCGAGGGUGUUACUUCUGGUGCUGUCGUUCCGCCAGGUGCCAGUGGCACCAUAAACAAAAGACAUUCUCAUCAUUCAACGUCAGUUACUAAUGGAAUUACACCAGACCCUGAAGAAACGGACGGAUCCAGCUUCACAGAGGAUGAGGAGACGGAAGAUGUCCAGCAUCUGGAUGAUGUUGAGGACGAAGAAGACAGACUGAUUACGAACGGAGGUGCAGGUAUUCCCAUAGGUUCUGAUGGAGUCCCAAAACCAUUGUUACCACCGAUUGCUCCCCAGCAUGCCGGCAGAAAGUGUCUUGUGCUUGAUUUAGACGAAACCCUCGUGCACAGUAGUUUCAAGUCCAUACAACAUGCUGACUUUGUGGUGCCCGUGGAAAUUGAAUAUCAUUGGCAUAAUGUGUAUGUUAUCAAGCGCCCAGGGGUCGAUAACUUUCUGAAGAAAAUGGGCGAGUUGUACGAGAUUGUUGUUUUCACUGCCAGCUUGAGCAAGUACGCGGAUCCGGUCCUGGAUAGACUCGACACUAGUCACACCAUUACACACCGUCUUUUUAGAGAAAGCUGUUAUAACCAUAGAGGAAACUACGUCAAGGAUCUUUCGCAACUCGGCCGACCAAUAGGCGAUACCAUCAUCCUUGAUAACUCUCCAGCAUCCUACAUCUUCCACCCAAACAAUGCCGUGCCAGUUUCCUCGUGGUUUAACGAUCCGCACGACACAGAGCUAACUGAUCUCGUUCCGUUCCUCGCAGACUUAAGCGCUGUCGACGAUGUCAGAGGUGUGCUUGAUGGCGCGCGGUGA
Messenger RNA from Marasmius oreades (fairy-ring Marasmius), 1347 nucleotides. RefSeq lists its product as uncharacterized. Bases 1 to 1347 code for a protein of 448 amino acids. NCBI's taxonomy places the organism in Eukaryota, Fungi, Basidiomycota, Agaricomycetes, Agaricales, Marasmiaceae. Gene Ontology annotation, molecular function: phosphoprotein phosphatase activity. Gene Ontology annotation, cellular component: plasma membrane. The record is from RefSeq and is a predicted model, not a curated record. The transcript is spliced from 5 exons.